Molecule: messenger RNA, 2083 nt
Organism: Eremomyces bilateralis CBS 781.70
Lineage: Eukaryota; Fungi; Ascomycota; Dothideomycetes; Eremomycetales; Eremomycetaceae
Product: ATP-dependent DNA helicase II subunit 1
Exons: 3
Coding region: 125-2083 (652 amino acids)
Biological process (GO): telomere maintenance; double-strand break repair via nonhomologous end joining; cellular response to X-ray
Cellular component (GO): Ku70:Ku80 complex; nucleus
Molecular function (GO): double-stranded DNA binding; DNA helicase activity; damaged DNA binding
Source: RefSeq, a predicted model, not a curated record
CGGACAUGGAACGAGGUCGUCGUCAAAAACAUACCACCGUCCUUGAAAAUAACACAGGGAAGAUUUACACCACUCGUUUAGAUUCGUUCGGAUUGGACACCCGUCUAGAAGUUCAGUCAAUAAAAUGCCCGGGUGGACCAACGACUCCGAGAAAAGAGACGGGGACGAGGAGGAGGAUGAAGAGGUGGAUGAUUCGGGAUACAAAGCCGUCAAAGACGCCGUCAUCUUCGCGAUAGAUGUCAGUCCGUCCAUGCUGAAGAAACCACCGAAUUCCAGCGACCGGAAAGCCGACCGGGAUACCGCAGCGUCCGCCGCUCUGAAAUGCGCGUACCAGCUGAUGCAGCAGCGGAUCAUAUCCCAUCCGCAUGAUAUGAUGGGCGUGCUGCUGUUUGGCACCGAAGAAUCCCGUUUCACGGAAACUGUAGAUUCCGGGUCCGCCAGCACCCUGAACUACCCUCAUUGCUAUGUUUUGACCGAUCUGGAUGUCCCGGCUGCGGCAGAUGUGAAGAAGCUUAAAAGCCUGGUUGAGGACGAGGAAGAGGCGGAGAAAUUUCUGAAGCCAUCCUCGGAGCCUGUUUCUAUGUCCACUGUGCUCUUUUGCUCUAAUAAUCUAUUUACAACCAAAGCCGCGAACUUCGCGUCGAGGCGGUUAUUCCUAGUAACGGAUAACGACGAUCCACAUCUGAACGACAAGGCACUUCGUGCGUCCGCUGCGGUCCGAGCGAAGGACCUCUACGACCUUGGGGUGGUGAUUGAGCUAUUCCCCAUAUCCCGGGGGGACCAUACGUUCGACCGUACCAAGUUUUACGAUGACAUCGUAUAUCGCCCAGUUUCUGCAGAUCCGGAAGCACCUGCGCCCAUUGCUGGCGAAUCGAGGGUUUCUGUCAGUGGAGACGGGAUCACAUUGUUGCAGUCCCUUCUCUCCAAUAUCAACUCCAAAGCAGCACCGAGACGCGCCCAAUUUACCAUACCUCUCGAACUGGGGCCUGGGCUCCGGAUUGGAGUGAAAGGAUUCACAUUAAUCAAACGUCAAGAGCCGGUUCGAUCAUGCUACAUUUGGUUGAGCGGUGAGAAGCCGCAAAUCGUCACGUCGUCUACUACGAAGAUUGCAGAAGAUACGGCACGUGCUGUUGAUAAAAGUGAGAUCCGGAAAGGUUUCCGGUUUGGUGGCGAGGUUGUGUCUUUUACGCCCGAGGAGCUGGCUGCGCUCAAGAACUUUGGCGACCCAAUCAUCCGAAUCAUCGGCUUCAAAUCGCUCGACAGUCUUCCGUUCUGGGCGAUCACGCGCGCCCCGUAUUUCCUCUACCCGACUGAAGAAGAUUUUAUCGGCUCCACUCGAGUCUUCUCCGCGUUGCACCAGAAGCUCGCCAGGGACAAGAAAUUCGGUCUCGCUUGGUUCAUCCCCAUACGAAACUCGCAUCCUCGACUUGCGGCGAUCAUCGCUGGAGAAGAACGGCUAGAUGAAGAUGGGGAGCAGGUCAUGCCCCCUGGCCUCUGGGCAGUGCCUCUCCCAUUCGCCGAUGACAUCCGGCAAAAUCCAGACACGCAUCUCAUCCGCGCGCCCAACAAACUGAUUGAUCUCAUGCGAGAUGUGAUUCGACAACUUCAGCUUCCGGGCGCAAAGUAUGACCAGAAGAAGUACCCCAACCCAUCGCUUCAGUGGUUUUACAAGAUCCUCCAAUGCCUCGCACUCGACGAAGACAUCCCUGAAACCCCGGAAGACAAAACCAUCCCGAAAUACAAGCAGAUCAACAAACGAGCAGGGGACUACGUUCUGGAAUGGGGGAGAGAGCUGGAGAUACAGUAUCAAGGAUGGAUGGCAAGUCAGGGCUAUGGGCAGGUCAAGCCACCGGGGAAGCGAAUUGCGGAUCGAACCGCGGAGAAAGGACCGGCGAAGAAGAUCAAGGCGGAGGACGGUGGGACGACUAGCUCUGCCAUGGCGAAACAUUUCCAGAAGGGAACGUUGGCGUCCCUCACCGUCGCAACCUUGAAAGAGUUCGCAGCUGAGAAAGGCAUCAAAGUCUCCGGCAAGAAAGCAGAUAUCGUAGCCGCGGUUGAAGAAUAUUUCGAGACCAAGAGUUGA